AAAACAAGAAAAUAAAAAAACACAUGAAGUAUGAUAGAAUAAGCUGGCAUAAAUAAUUCACAAUAUUCCACAUAAAAAUAAUGGAGGGUGGAAGUGGUGAGAUCCAGCAUCCACAAAUUUGUUCAACACUUUUUGAUGAAUCCCCUUUCUAGCUUUUAGCAAAACUCUGGUGAUUGUUUCGAAUUUCCUAUUAAUAAUCUUGCAUUUCUAUGUCUUUUUCACUUGAUGAAGAUGUGCUUGAUUCAAGAACUACUAGUACUAGUACUAGCCCUUAUCCAAAAUCCAAGCUUGUAAAUCUCAUCAAACACCAUGUUUAUCACACUUCUAAUACUAUGAUGAUUGGCCUUAAGCUCAAAGAUCGAUGCAAGACAACCCAGGUUCAUGCCCUCAACAACCCCUCUGAAUCCAACACUACAGUAAAGUCAAAUCCUUUGCUUACAAUUAACUCUAUUUUAUCAAACACUUGUGAAGAACAAGUCAAGAUUCCAUCUUUAGCUGAUACUAGUGAGAUUUUGGGUCAUGGGUUUCCAAGAACUGAUCUUCUUGAGCCACCCAUUGAGUUUUGUCUCAAGAGUGUUGAUUUUGUUCCUACAAUUGCUGAGCUUUAUAGGAGGAUUGAGAGUUCUUGUGAAUCCAGCAAGUGUUUGAUGUUUGUUGAGCAGUAUGCUUUGUUGUGUAGUUUGGGUGAUUCGAAAUUGCUCCGGAGGUGUCUUCAGUCUGCUAGGCAACAUGCGGUUGAUCCGAUAUCGAAAGUUGUGUUAUCAGCUUGGUUGAGGUAUGAGAGAAGAGAAGAUGAGCUUGUGGGUGUUUCGGGUUUGGAUUGUGUUGGUCGAGUGCUUGAAUGCCCGAAAGCUGCUCUUGUUGAUGGGUAUGAUCCUAAUUUAGCAUUUGAUCAUUGUAAAUGUAAUGAAAUGUGUGAUGAGAUGUUGAAGUUUCAUUGUACAAGUAAUGGUGAGUGCUCGACUUCGGAAGAGGUUGAAAAUGUUUGCUUUUGCAUUGAAAAUGUGGAUAUUUAUUGUGUUAGGGAAAAAAUUGCUAAUUUGUCCACCCCACUUAAAGUAAUGUUGUAUGGUUUAUUUGCGGAGUCGAGAAAAGAUAAGAUUGAUUUUUCGUACAUAGGAAUAUCGGCAGAUGGAAUGUCAGCUGUAGAAUUGUUUAGCAGGACAAGAAGAUUUGGUUGUUCUUCUCCAAAAGUAGUUUUGGAAGUCCUUUCUUUUGCUAAUAGAUUCUGUUGUGAGGAGAUGAAGUCUGCUUGCGAUGUUUAUUUAGCUUCAUUUGUUUCUAGUUUAGAAGACGCAUUAGUUCUUAUAGAUUAUGGUAUUGAGGAAGAGGCAAAUCUUCUUUUGGCUUCUUGUUUGCAAGUUUUGCUAAGAGAGCUUCCAACUUCUUUGAAUAAUACAAAAGUCAUGGGCAUAUUUUGUAGUACAGAGGCUAGAGAGAGACUAGCAGUGGUGGGGAAUGCAUCCUUUUUGUUGUAUUAUUUUCUUAGUCAGGUGGCUAUAGAGGAGAAGACGACAUCCAAUGUGAAAGUAUUGUUGCUGGAGAAUUUAAGAGCAUGUGCAGUGGAAAGAUGGCAGAAGGCGCUUGCAUUGCAUCAACUAGGCUGUGUAUUGCUGGAAAGAAAUGAGUAUGAAGAUGCUGAGUGGUACUUCGACGCAGCAGCUGAGAAUGGUCAUGUUUAUUCUUUAGCUGGUGUUGCUAGGAUCAAGUAUAAGCAAGGGCAAAGAUUUUCCGCAUUUGAGAUUCUUAACAUGCUUAUUUCUGAUUAUGGAGCGAUUGGUUGGAUGUAUCAGGAGCGAUCUUUGUAUAGCGUGGGAAGAAAGAAAAUUUUGGAUUUAAAUGAAGCUAGUAAAUUGGAUCCGACACUUUCUUUUCCUUACAAGUAUAGGGCUGUUGCAAUGGCAGAAGAAAACGAAUUUGAGGAUGCUAUAUUAGAGAUUAACAAAAUUAUCAGAUUUAAGCUCUCUCCAGAUUGCCUAGAACUACGAGCUUGGUUUUUCAUGGCUCUCAAGGAUUAUGACUCUGCUCUAAGGGACACUAGAGCACUGUUAACAUUAGAGCCUGAUUACAAAUUAUUUCAUGGAAAAAUGAGAGGUGAUCACUUGGUUGAUCUCCUUAAUCAACUUGUACAACAAUGGAGUCCGGCAGAUUGUUGGUUACAACUAUAUGACCGAUGGUCUUCCAUUGAUGAUAUUGGAUCUCUGGCUGUCAUACAUCAGAUGCUACUAAAUGACCCUGGAAAGAGCCUGUUACUCUUUCGGCAAUCUUUGCUUCUAUUAAGGUUAAACUGUCAGAAGGCUGCAAUGCGCAGUCUGCGGUUAGCUCGUAAUCACUCGACCUCUGAUUAUGAAAGACUUGUAUAUGAAGGAUGGAUUCUGUAUGACACUGGCCAUCGUGAAGAAGCUCUCUCCAAAGCUGAGAAGUCUAUAUCUAUUCAGAGGUCAUUUGAAGCUUUUUUCCUAAAGGCAUACACACUGGCUGAUACAACUCUCGAUCCUGAUGCUUCAUCUUAUGUCAUUCAACUAUUGAAGGAUGCUCUAGGAUGUCCGUCAGAUGGUCUUCGGAAGGGACAAGCAUUGAACAACCUUGGAAGUAUAUAUGUGGAUUGUGGUAAGUUGGAUCUUGCUGCUGAUUGCUACAUAAAUGCUCUUGACAUUAAACAUACAAGAGCACAUCAAGGGUUGGCACGUGUUUAUUAUCUUAAAAAUGAAAAGAAAGCCGCUUUUGAGGAAAUGACGAAGCUGAUCGACAAGGCACCAAACAAUGCAUCAGCAUAUGAGAAACGAUCAGAGUAUGGCGAACGUGAUAUGGCCAACAAUGAUCUCAGUACUGCUACGCAGUUGGAUCCUUUAAGGACUUACCCCUACAGAUAUAGGGCAGCAGUACUGAUGGAUGACCAGAGAGAAUUUGAGGCAGUGGAUGAACUUAAUAAAGCUAUAUCUUUCAAGCCCGACUUGCAAAUGCUCCAUCUCCGAUCGGCAUUCCAUGAGUCAAUGGGCGAUGUUGUUACUGCGCUUAUAGAUUGUGAGGCGGCAUUAUGUUUGGAUCCCAACCACAAGGAUACUCUUGAUCUGUAUAGUCGAACACGAGGGGAAGUUAACCAUCUGCAGAAGUGAAGUCACAGACACACUGUAACGACAUUCCUUAAGCCAAUCUGUACAGAACUGUUUGGACUCUACCUGCCUAUGUUUUCUGAAGAGCAUCCAGAUGAGCAUGGAUUGGGACAGUGCUGCUUAAGGAAAGUGAAAAAUUGUAUAUAUGCUUAAUGUUGCUGGUGAUCCUUAAAGCAACAGGUUAGGCACUUCUAUGACAGUUCAGAACAAAUUACAUGAAUACAUCAACAGUAAAUUGUUGGCUCAGGAUUUCGCAGUUAAAAGAUUAUUGUUCUUUUACCUUUAUUCCAUUGUAUCCUGAGAAUGAAGGACCACAGAAUUUUUGCUUAAA
Messenger RNA from Daucus carota subsp. sativus, 3444 nucleotides. Its product is annotated as ethylene-overproduction protein 1. Gene Ontology annotation, biological process: negative regulation of ethylene-activated signaling pathway. NCBI's taxonomy places the organism in Eukaryota, Viridiplantae, Streptophyta, Magnoliopsida, Apiales, Apiaceae. The coding region runs from base 210 to 3116 and encodes 968 amino acids. The transcript has 4 exons. Gene Ontology annotation, molecular function: protein binding. The record is from RefSeq and is a predicted model, not a curated record.